CUUGGAUCUAUCUAGUCGGAAUAAAACUUGGUGAUGGCUGAACCCCAGAUUCCUACCGUUGAUCUCUCACCGUUUUUCAGCCAAGAUGAAGACGACGAUGGCAAGAAGAAGGCCAUGGAAAUCAUUACAAAAGCGUGUUCCGAGUACGGCUUCUUCCAAAUCGUGAACCAUGGUGUGCCCGUAGACUUGCUGCAACGUGCCCUGCAACUCUCCAGCAUUUUCUUCGACUAUCCGUCCCAAGAGAGACUGAAAAUCCGUGCACCGCCUAAUGCGCCUCUCCCUGUCGGAUACAACAUUCAGCCCCAACAAUCGCCCGAAAAGAACGAGUAUCUUUGGAUGUUCCCACCCGGAUCUAGCUUCAAUGUUUUCCCUCAAAACCCACCUUCAAGUAUACCAGUGCUGGAAGAUGUAUUCUCCAAAUUGACGAAAACGGCUGCAGUUGUGGAGGGCAUCGUGAAUCAGUGCUUGGGUCUCCCCACAAACUUCCUCAGAGAAUUCAACCAUGACAGGAACUGGGAUUUCAUGGUGGCUCUCCGCUACUUCCCUGCCACCGAAUCGGAGAACAAUGGCAUAACACAGCACGAAGAUGGAAAUUGCUUGACCUUGUUGUUCCAGGACGGUACAGGUGGUCUACAGGUCCGCAAGGACGGGGAAUGGAUCCCUGUUAUCCCCGCAAAACACACAUUAGUAGUCAACUUAGGCGAUGUUAUUCAGGUAUUGAACAACAAUAAAUUCAAGAGCGCCACUCACAGGGUGGUGAGGCCUAAAGAAAGAAGCCGAUACUCAUUUGCAUUCUUCCAUAAUUUGAAGGGAGACAAAUGGGUUGAACCAUUGCCGCACUUCACCAAAGACAUUGGAAAACCACCCAAAUACAGAGGUUUUAGAUAUAGUGAAUACCAGCAAUUGAGGGUGAGGAACAAGACGCAUCCUCCAAGUAGGCCUGAAGAUCAAAUCGGAAUCACCCAUUAUGAAAUUACUUCUUAAAUGGAUCAUCAUCAUCAAUGUGUUAUCCAUCUUCGUUUCUGUAAUCGUUUUCAAUUUGCGAUGCUUGGGCAAUAAAAAAACUUGAACAAGUUGAAAGUCGC
Hibiscus syriacus is the source of this 1085-nucleotide messenger RNA. RefSeq names its product flavonol synthase/flavanone 3-hydroxylase-like. Bases 34 to 984 code for a protein of 316 amino acids. The record is from RefSeq and is a predicted model, not a curated record. Gene Ontology annotation, molecular function: dioxygenase activity. NCBI's taxonomy places the organism in Eukaryota, Viridiplantae, Streptophyta, Magnoliopsida, Malvales, Malvaceae. The transcript is spliced from 2 exons.